CGGUUUGUGGUUGGUGGCAGCGCUGCUCGUCUUCCUCUCAGACGGGGCGUCGGACCUGGUGCUGGCGGCCGAUUAUCUGCAGCGGAGGCGGGUGAGCUGCUUCUGGGCCACGGUCCUACUGGUCCUGCUGCCUUCCCUCCUCACCCAGAGCCUCAGCCUCACCUGGGCCCUCACCGACAGCUGGGGCCCCUCUGCCCCUCAACGGCACAGCCCCACGAGAAACACCUGCUGCCGACUCUGCGCCUGGAUCCUACAUGGCUCUGUGCAUCUGCUCCAGCUGGGACAGGUCUGGAGGUACCUGCGCGCUUUAUAUCUUGGCCUACAGAGCCGCUGGCAGACACAGCAGCAGAGCCGCCACUUCUACUGGCGCAUGAUGUUUGAGAAUGCAGAUAUCUGUAUGCUUCGUCUCCUGGAGACCUUCCUGAAGAGUGCCCCCCAACUGGUGCUGCAGCUCUGCAUCAUGCUUCAGCAGGGCCACGUGGAGCCCCUGCAGGGUAUUUCAGCCUCAGCCUCCCUCCUCUCCUUGGCUUGGAUGAUUGGUUCCUACCAGAAGGUGCUUAGAGAUUCUCGUGAUGACAAGAUGCCCAUGUCCUACAAGGGGGCUGUGGUUCAGGUCCUGUGGCACCUCUUCACAAUUGCAGCCCGUGCACUGGCCUUCUCACUUUUUGCCUCUGUCUUCCACCUCUAUUUUGGCAUUUUCAUUGUGACUCACUGGUGUCUCAUGACUUUCUGGAUCAUCCAAAGAGAGACAGAUUUCUGUAUGUCACGCUGGGAGGAAAUUAUCUACAACAUGGUGCUGGGCAUCAUCUAUAUUUUUUGCUGGUUCAAUGUGCGAGAAGGUCGGACCCGCUGUCGGAUGGCAACGUAUUACAUCAUUGCACUGUCUGAGAACGCCAUUCUCACUGCCCUUUGGUAUGUGCACCGUGGAGCCGUGCUGAGUGACUUCUAUGCUCUGCUAAUUGUGUGCUCAGUAGUUUGUAGCUUUGCUCUUGGUGUAUUCUUCAUGCUUAUUUAUUACAGUCUUUUGCAUCCAAAUGGCCCAAUGUUUGGGCCCUCAAACAGCAGCUGUGUGAUUAGUGAUGUGGCUGCUUUGGGUACAGAAAUCCCUCAAGGUCUCCCGGUACAGGGCAUGGAGAGUCUCCCUUCCACUCUGUCUCGGACUACAGGGCAGGAUAGGGAUUGUGUGGUAGGGGAUCGAGAUAACUGUCCUCCCGUCUUCCAGGUUCGGCCUAGUGUUCCACCAACCCCUAUCACUCGGCUCCCACGGGCACAGGGACCUGUUAUACGUAUAGAUCUUCCACGCAAGAAAUAUCCAGCUUGGGAUGCUCAUUUCAUUGAUCGUCGACUGAGGAAAACUAUUCUGGCACUGGAAUAUUCCUCCCCUGCCACUCCCCGUGUCCAAUAUCGCAGUCUAAGCCCCCCCAAGGAAUUUAUUGAAUAUGAGACCACAGUAUGACGCCAAAAUCAGUUGGGUGAACUUUUAAUGACACAUACGAGACUCUUUGCACCCUGAAUGGGACCUAAGAGACACCUCGGAGCCCAAAUUGUGGGUACUAGAAAGGCCAGGAAAGACUUGAAUGGGCUUGAUAGGCCCCAAAGAAGGAAUGGACAUGCAAAUAUGGUUCAACAGGACCCAUAGACAUUACUCAGGGAAUAGGGGAUCAUCUGGUGGGAGAGAUAUGGGACUUUUAGAUGGGAAUGAGGCAGAAAAAGAUGUAAUUUGCAUGAAAGAUUAUAGAGGGUGGAAAUAUUCUGCAAUUGGUAGGCGAUGGUGCUGAGAUUGGGAAGGGUCGGCCAUUGGUAGGAGAGAUUACAGAGACUGGGAAUGGUCAGCCGUUGGUAGGAGAGGUUAAUGAGACUGGGAGUUUACAGAGAUUGGGAAGAUUCAGUCAUUGGUAGGUGAUGGUGCAGAGAUUGGGAAGAGUCAGUCAUUGGUAAAAAAGAUUACAGAGACUGGGAAGGGUCAGCCAUUAGUAGAAGAGAUUACAGAUUUUAGAAAGGCUCAGUGAUCGGUAGGGAAAAUUACAGAGGUUGGGACGGGUCAGCUGUUGGUAGAAGAGAUUGCACCAAUUGGUGAGGCACUGGUACGAGAGAUUGCAGGGCGUGGAGCCAGGCACCAGAUUACAGACAGGAAAUAUGAUGGCCAGGUGGUAUAAGUGAAGAAUAGCUAUUGGGUUGUGGCCAAAGAUUCUUCCUGUACCUACCCAGAGUGCAGGGCAUUCCUACCUGUGAUUAUUGGAGUGUUGAGGCAAGCAAUUACGCAACAAGAGGAAGUCUUCAUAUGGAUUUCUGUGUUUUUAAUGUAAAACUGGUAAUGUAGAUAUGCAGGGGGAGGAGGACGAGGCAAUAUAUACCUAUCUAUGCCAGUUGGUUUUGCUUCUGUACAUAUUAGUCCUGAAUUUAAUUAAUUGAACUACUGACCAGAUGUCUACAUCUGACCUGGAAAAUAUACAUUUUAGAAUUCUACAAAGGCAAUGUACUAUAAAAUUAAUAGGAACAUUAGCUGGACAUUUUGUCUAUUUAGUGGAAAAAGUCUAAUGAAGUAACAGUCUGACCAAAAAAGAAUCUGUGACCCCAACUUUGUUAACUUUGGACCUCUGGGCUUCUGUUCCGCCAUAGCAAGUGACCAGUGUAAGUGGAGGUGGUUGUUCUGUUCUGUGAAAAUACUCCACUAAAAAACAACAUAAAAGCAACAUACCUAGCUGAACUUUCCUAUUAUAAAAAUCUGUGUUGGUUCCCCUGCAAAUGUAGAGAUGGGGCCAGUAUUGGAAAUGACUACACUCAUUCAUUUUCUACUUGAUCAUAUAUAAUGCACAAGUAGAGCAGUCAGAGCAAAUUUUGAGCACCGAUCUUGGUAAAAGGGUCCCACAACAAAAGAACAUAAGAAGGUCCCUCUGAUAAAGAAAAUAGGCAGGUCCUGCAGAUGGAGGUGGUAAAAGUGCACCAAAGACAGGAGAGUAAAGCUCCCCAUAGACGCGACGAUUCUUCUUUCCAAACACCGAUUUUAGCAAAGUCGGACCAAUCCUUCGAAAUUAUCGUGCGGUUAGUGGGAUUGGAAUGAUCAUACAUUUUACGAUUUUUCGGCCGACAUCUGUCAGGAAAUUGAUCGGCCAGGUUAAAAAAUCUUUGUCGGCCCCAGUACAAUCUAUGUUUGCAGGGACAAACAGGCAGCUCCCCUUAGUUUUCCUGGCAAAUUGGUCUUUUUAGUUGAUGGUCAAUUCGUACGAUCGUUCCGAGAAAAUCGUGGUCUCACGAUGCGGCUCGGACGUUUUAAAAAUCUCAACAUCUAUGGCCAGCUUUAUGAGAAUGUUAGGUCUAUACAAUCCUGGUCCAUAGAAAGACUCCAUUUGGAGACGGUGUUUUGCAAAAUUCCCCCUCAUACAAUUCUCCAUUCAAGCUCCGCAAGUCAUUAUUCUCAGUGGAAACCUCUUAGACCCCUUCCUGCAACACUGUCUUGAAAAGGGGGUUCCAUCAUUAUUCUUUGUUGCUAACUGGACAGCUUUCCAAUAAUGUGCAGUCAGUAUUGCAUAGCUCUGACUAGACUGCUAAGCUUCCAGUGCAGCUGAAGAAUUUCCAAUGGUUUUUGCCCGGGAUUUCUGUUUGUCACAAUUGGUUGGUUCAGACUCCAUGGUGGGCAGUUUUCUACAGGAGAGCAACUGGGUAGCGGAUGGAGUUGUAUUGUAUUUUCCAUUCCCAGGUUUCUGGUUUGGGCACUUGUAUCUCAUGUCACUAAUGUUCAUAAACUUCUCUAUUGCCUGAUCUGUAAGUCAAUAAAUAGUUGUUGUUUUGGGGCAAAAUGCUGGAAAUUGAAUUUUCUAGUCACCAGUUUUUGUAUGUUUCCCAUAGGUGCUAUACAAAGAAAUAAAAGCAGUUUCACUA
This is a messenger RNA of Xenopus laevis (African clawed frog), 3879 nucleotides long. It is a transcript of the gene xkr7.S, whose product is annotated as X-linked Kx blood group related 7 S homeolog. Gene Ontology annotation, biological process: phosphatidylserine exposure on apoptotic cell surface; engulfment of apoptotic cell; apoptotic process involved in development. Gene Ontology annotation, cellular component: plasma membrane; membrane. Lineage: Eukaryota; Metazoa; Chordata; Amphibia; Anura; Pipidae. The record is from RefSeq and is marked provisional.